Solanum pennellii is the source of this 2584-nucleotide messenger RNA. RefSeq names its product protein STRUBBELIG-RECEPTOR FAMILY 6-like. Gene Ontology annotation, biological process: protein phosphorylation. The transcript has 16 exons. Gene Ontology annotation, molecular function: protein binding; protein kinase activity; ATP binding. Bases 288 to 2408 code for a protein of 706 amino acids. NCBI's taxonomy places the organism in Eukaryota, Viridiplantae, Streptophyta, Magnoliopsida, Solanales, Solanaceae. The record is from RefSeq and is a predicted model, not a curated record.
UUCACCUUCCACUAAUCAAAUGCCAACACAAAAUCUCCAAAUUAAUUAAUUUUAAUUCUUCACUCAUACUUUUUUCAACCAGAAACCAACAAAAUUCAAAUUAAAGUGAUGUAUUACAAUGUGACAAAACAAAAAAUGGUAAAAAAGUGUGUGGCUUUGGAUUCUUGUAGCUGAAUAGUGGUUUUUCUUUAGAAUGGCAAAAGCAUCUGACCCUUUUCUUCUUUUAAUGUCUUUUUCUCACUAAAAAAAGAGUCUUUCUGUGUAAUUUUGUGUUGGUGUGGGGAGAAAUGAGGUUGUUGUUGCUACUGGCAGCAGUACUGUUGGUGGCCAUUUUGGUGAAUUUUUCAAGCUUUGUUAAUGGUGAUACAGAUCCAUCUGAUGCAUCUGUUCUGAGAGUCCUGUAUACCACACUAAAUUCACCAGGUCAGCUGACAAAAUGGAGUGCCAAUGGCGGUGAUCCUUGUGGAGAGUCCUGGACAGGCAUUACCUGCUCGGGCAAUAAUGUUACUGAAAUCAAGUUAUCAGGUCUUGGGCUCUCAGGUUCAUUGGGGUCUCAGCUAGAUAGUCUAAAAUCUGUGACCAAUUUUGACAUAAGCAAUAACAAUAUGGGGAGCCAGUUACCUUACCAGCUUCCUCCAAAUGUGCAAAGACUAAACCUUGCUUCUAGUGGUUUUAGUGGUGGCCUCCCAUAUUCCAUUUCACAGAUGACCUCCCUCCAGUACUUAAAUGUCAGUCACAAUCAAAUUCAAGGAUCAGUGAUUGUCUCGUUUGAUUCUCUCUCUGCACUCAACACAUUGGAUUUCUCUUUCAAUUCUAUGGCGGGUAAUCUUCCUCAAAGCUUCCGGUCACUAACUAGUAUGAACAAAAUGUAUUUGCAGAACAACCAGUUUAGUGGAACUAUUGACGUCCUGGCCAAUCUUCCCCUCGGAAAUCUGAAUGUUGAAAACAACCAAUUUACUGGCUGGAUUCCAGAUCAGCUGAAAGGGAUAGUGCAAUCAAAUGGUAAUUCAUGGAUCUCAGGACCUGCACCCCCGCCUCCACCUGGCACACCUCCUGCAAACAAUCCCAAUGGAGAUCACAAAUCCAGAGAAAACAGCAGCAAUCCAGGCAGUAAGAAAUCAGGUAUAGGGGGUGGAGGUGUUGCAGGAAUAGUGAUAUCUAUUCUAGUUGUUGGAGCAAUAGUAGCAUUCUUUAUUAUCAAGAAAAGAUCAAGAAGGUCAUCCUCAGACAUAGAAAAACUUGAUAAGCAGCCACUUGCUCCUCUUACUUCACAGAAAGUAGAAGAGUUGAAACCUUAUCAAACCUCCUCCACAGUAAGCAUGGGCACAUUUGAAACUCCCACUGCUGUAACUCUAAGACCUCCACCUAUUGAUCGCCUUAAGUCCUUUGAUGAGGUUGACAUUUCACCGAAACCUAUUGUUCCUCCCAAGAAAAUUAAUACAGCUCAAAUCAGCGCUACACAGUUUUCAAUUGCAGACCUACAAAUUGCUACUGAUAGCUUCAAUGUUGAAAACCUUAUUGGCGAGGGAUCAAUUGGGCGUGUUUAUUGCGCUCAGUUUGAUGAUGGCAAAGUUCUUGCGGUCAAGAAAAUCAAUUCGUCUGCCCUCCAAAAUCAUGAAGAUUUUCUCAAUAUAGUUUCUGAGAUAUCACAGUUGCAUCAUCCAAAUAUAAUUGAGCUUGUUGGUUAUUGUUCAGAGCAUGGACAGUACUUGCUAGUUCAUAGAUUCCAUAAAAAUGGUUCUCUGCAUGAUUUCCUGCAUCUAUCAGAUGAAGACAGCAAGCCACUGGCAUGGAAUAGCCGAGUCAGGAUUGCACUUGGUGCAGCACGAGCACUAGAGUAUCUGCAUGAAGUUCAUUCACCAUCAUUGGUUCAUAAGAACAUUAAAUCGGCAAAUAUUUUACUUGAUCUGGAACUCAAUCCUCAUCUAUCAGACUCUGGAUUAGCAAGCCUUAUUAAUGAUGCAGAUCAGGCACUAAACCAUAAUACAGGGUCUGGGUAUGGUGCACCUGAGGUAGCUAUGUAUGGGCAAUGCACCAUAAAAAGUGAUGUCUACAGCUUUGGAGUUGUUAUGUUGGAACUUCUUACCGGACGAACACCUUUUGAUAGUGAGAGACCAAGAUCUGAACAAUCUUUAGUUAGAUGGGCUACACCUCAACUCCAUGAUAUUGAUGCCUUGGCUAAGAUGGUUGAUCCAGCACUUAAAGGACUCUAUCCUGUUAAAUCUAUUUCGCGCUUUGCUGAUGUAAUUGCUCUUUGUGUCCAGUCUGAGCCUGAGUUCCGGCCACCUAUGUCAGAAGUUGUUGAAGCCUUAGUUCGGCUAGUUCAACGAGCAAAUAUGAGCAAGAGGACAUAUAGUAUUGAUCGGAGUUCAAGGGGUGAAACAGAUAGUCAAGACAACCAACCUUAAUUCCGAUGUAACGUAGCCUUUUCUAUUAAACUGUCUCUCUUUGUAGUUUGCUGUUUGUGGGAUAUAAUGUGCAGCUGGUCUGUUCAGCAAGAUCCUGUUGGUUGCUUUGUGUUGUACACACUGCUAGGUACUAAAAUCUGUUCAUAGUGCAUAUUCAAUUUUCAUUUUUUCCUGUA